AUGGGGAUCUGCUGCAGCAAGGCGGCAGCAGGGGAGCUGGACGACGACGAGGGCUUGGGCUUCCCAUGGAUGCACGACGACCUGUUCCACAGCCACCUGUGGGCCAGCGCCGGCGUCUCCGUGCACACCAAGCAGGGAUGGAAGGGCGCCAACCAGGACGCCAUGACCGUCUCCCAGGACUUUGCUGGCCACAAAGGCCACAUCUUCUGCGGAGUGUUUGACGGCCAUGGCCCUCUUGGCCGGGAAGUCGCUCGCCAUGUCCGCGACACCCUUCCAGUGAAACUAGCCUCUUCUUUGAAACCGAAAACUGGAGAUGAAGAUUCAUCAAGCGAUACUUUGAGGCUUAAACCUCAAGAAGAUGAUUCAAACAGUAAUUCGAAGCUCAAACCUGAAGAAGAUGAUUCAAGCAGUAAUUUGAAGCUCAAACCUGAAGAAGAUGAAUCAAGCAGUAAUUUGAAGCUCAAACCUGAAGAAGAUGACUCAAGCAAUAGUUUGAAGCUCAGAACUGAAGAAGAUCCCUCAAGCAACACGGAUUUGGAUUCCUUUGACAAGUCAGAUAGCAGCUCGUCCAGUGAUGAUACGAGCGAUGAGAGCCAGCUGUUGUCCACUUGGAAGAACAUAUUCGUGAAGACAUUUGAGCAGGUGGAUGAGGAGCUUAGGCAACAUUCAGAAAUUGACUGCAUUUGUAGCGGCACAACUGCAGUCGCCGCUGUUAGACAGGGUAAUCACUUGAUCGUUGCCAAUUUGGGAGAUUCACGCGCUGUCCUUUGCACCCGGGACAGCAAGGACCGUCUGAUCCCAGUCCAGCUGACCACUGACUUGAAACCAGAUCUUCCAAGCGAGCUCGCAAGGAUUCUGAACUGCAACGGAAGAGUGUUUGCCAUGGACGACGAGCCAGACGUGCCUAGGAUGUGGCUGCCGGAUCAGGAUGCGCCCGGCCUUGCCAUGGCAAGGGCAUUCGGGGACUUCUGCCUGAAGAACCAUGGCCUUAUCUGCACACCUGAAGUCUACUGCAGGAAACUGUCUGAGAAAGAUGAGUUCCUGGUGCUUGCUACUGACGGGAUUUGGGACGUGUUGUCGAACAAGGAGGUGGUCAAGCUGGUGUCAUCUGCCAGCGACCCAUCCAAGGCGGCGAGGCAGCUGAUCGACCGGGCGGUACGAGCAUGGCGGUGCAAGUACCCGACGUCCAUGGUGGACGACUGCGCCGUCGUGUGCCUCUACCUGAACCGGCGGGCCUCUCCUGGUCCUGACGAGAACCUCAGAGUCCCAGGCACAGGAGGGGACGUGAAGCCGCCGGCCGUGCCGUUCACGGGCAGCAGUUUCCGCAGGGCUCUGAGUAACGGCGGCGGCGGCGAGGCGUCGUCGGAGGAGGGGACGGCGGUGUGGAGGGCGCUGGAGAGGGUGGCGCGGGCCAACUCCGUGAUCAGGCUGCCGCGCAUGGGGCGCGUGCUGAGCUGGCGGAGGCGGUCGAGCUCGCUGGACGAAGACGACGGCGAGGAGCGGGAUUGA
Miscanthus lutarioriparius is the source of this 1509-nucleotide messenger RNA. The record is from the annotation of a GenBank genome assembly. NCBI's taxonomy places the organism in Eukaryota, Viridiplantae, Streptophyta, Magnoliopsida, Poales, Poaceae.